Eptesicus fuscus (big brown bat) is the source of this 4920-nucleotide messenger RNA. It is a transcript of the gene CTTNBP2NL, whose product is annotated as CTTNBP2 N-terminal like. The transcript has 6 exons. The record is from RefSeq and is a predicted model, not a curated record. Bases 184 to 2103 code for a protein of 639 amino acids. NCBI's taxonomy places the organism in Eukaryota, Metazoa, Chordata, Mammalia, Chiroptera, Vespertilionidae.
GGCGGCGGCGGCGGCGGCUGGGAGUGGACCGAAGCGCCGGGAAAGAAAAGCAUUGGACACUUUUUCACCAUGUUGACGGCAUUUUAAAUAUAUUUGUCAGUUUUCCCAAAUUUUAACUGAAGAGAACUUGAAGAGUUUCUACUUGAGGACUGAAGUGUGACUGCCAAUUAUCAGGCCUUCAGGAUGAAUCUGGAAAAACUCAGCAAGCCUGAACUCCUAACACUGUUCAGUAUUCUUGAAGGAGAGCUAGAAGCCAGGGACCUUGUUAUAGAAGCUUUAAAGGCGCAACACAGAGAUACUUUCAUUGAAGAACGCUAUGGAAAAUAUAACAUCAGCGAUCCUUUAAUGGCUCUACAGAGAGACUUUGAAACACUGAAGGAGAAAAAUGAUGGCGAAAAGCAGCCGGUCUGCACAAACCCACUGUCGAUUCUCAAGGUGGUGAUGAAGCAGUGUAAGAACAUGCAGGAACGGAUGCUGUCCCAGCUGGCUGCUGCCGAGAGCAGGCACCGCAAGGUGAUCCUAGACCUUGAGGAGGAAAGGCAGAGGCACGCCCAGGACACAGCAGAGGGAGAUGACGUCACCUACAUGCUGGAGAAGGAGAGAGAGAGGCUGACCCAGCAGUUGGAAUUUGAAAAGUCCCAAGUGAAGAAGUUUGAGAAAGAGCAGAAGAAGCUGUCGGGCCAGCUGGAGGAGGAGCGCGCCCGCCACAAGCAGCUCUCGUCCAUGCUGGUGCUCGAGUGCAAGAAGGCCAGCAGCAAGGCGGCCGAGGAGGGCCAGCGGGCCGGGGAGCUGAGCCUGCAGCUGGAGAAGGAGAAGGGCCGGGUGGGCGCGCUGGAGGAAGCGCUGGCGGCCGAGCGGCGGCGGGGCCUGCAGACGGAGGCCCGGGUGGAGAAGCAGCUGUCUGAGUUCGACAUCGAAAGAGAACAACUGAGAGCAAAGCUGAACCGAGAAGAGAACCGGACCAAAACUCUGAAAGAAGAGAUGGAGAGUUUGAAGAAGGUCGUGAAGGAUCUAGAAGCUUCUCACCAGCAUAGUAGCUCUAAUGAGCAAUCAAAGAAACCAGUGACCACGACUAGAGGCACAGUGACCGAGCCCCCCAGGCUAGUGUCUGUAUUCUGCCAAACGGAUGGUUUUCCGGCAGAAAGAACCCAUGGGAGCAGCGUAGCCAAGACGACAACCGCUGGGCUGCCCGGUCCCACCACUCCCAGUUACUGUUAUGCCAAAGCCAAUGGCCAUUUUGAGCCAGAGAUGCAAACGACCAAGGAGUCCGUGACAGGCAGCAGUGUGGAAAACCAGACGCCUCCACGAGAGAAGUCUGUGGGCUCGGCCCACGAGAAAGCCGUGGAGAAUGGUGGGUGUGCCGGGGGAAUCGAGAGCCCGGGCCCAGUGCCGAGUCAGCUGCCGUCCAGCAGUAGCUCACUGUCCCCCAGCAGCACUGCGUCCUCCUCCCUCACGUCCUCACCUUGCUCGUCACCAGUGCUAACCAAGCGCCUGUUGGGGUCCUCGGCCAGCAGCCCCGGCUACCAGUCAUCCUACCAAGUAGGGAUCAACCAGCGGUUCCAUGCAGCUCGGCACAAAUUUCAGUCCCAGGCAGAUCAGGACCAGCAAGCCAGUGGUCUGCAAAGCCCUCCGUCCAGGGACCUGUCCCCCACCCUCAUAGACAACUCCGCUGCCAAGCAGCUGGCCCGAAACACGGUCACUCAGGUGCUCUCCAGAUUCACCAGCCAACAGGGGCCCAUCAAGCCCGUCUCGCCCAACAGCUCUCCCUUCGGCACAGACUACCGAAACCUGGCCAGCGCUGCCAACCCAAGGGGUGACACCGGCCACUCACCUACUCCAGGCAAAGUGUCCAGUCCUCUGAGUCCCCUGUCUCCAGGGAUCAAGUCCCCCACCAUCCCCAGAGCUGAGAGAGGAAACCCUCCACCCAUCCCACCCAAAAAACCUGGCCUCACGCCUUCUCCCUCCGCUACCGCUCCACUGACCAAAACUCAUUCCCAGGUGUCCUCUGGGGCCACCGCCGAGGACCUUGCGAGCAGCUGCUCUUCCAAUGCUGCCAUGGCCAACGGCAAGGACGUUGAGAUACUUCUGCCUCCCAGCAGCUAGUCCCUGAGGGGUCUGCACAGUUGACAUUCCAUCAGAUCUUGUCCAAGAGCUCGGAGUCAGACCGUUGAGUCAGAUCAUGUUAUUUAUUUUGAUAGUAGCUGAAACCAUCUGUAUAAUACAUUUAGUGUAUUUCACUUUUUUGUAUUUUUUUUUUAAAGUAGAAACUUGAGUAGUUUGGGUUUUUAUGACUCACCUCUUUGUACUAUAAAGCUAGAAGGGCACCUCAAAGACAUCCCAAGCGCAGCAGUCACCGUGGUGUUGUGAUGGAGGGAGCUGAGUGAGUAGCAGGUGGUGACUUGCUGUCUAUUUUAGGACUUAGAAUCACUCUCACUCAUUUUGAAUUAUGCAGAAGUGGUUCAUGCAGAUUUUUAUUCCAGAUGAACAUGUUUUAAAAGUGCCUGAAAUAAGACUGCCAUAUGAAUGUGAUUCUGCAGCAAAAACACGAAACGGCUCGUUUAAUUGCAGAAAAUUAGAUCCUCUGUGAAUCCUGAAUGUUAAAAACAAGCACUGCUUUUAAUCCUCUUUUACUGUUUUUGAUACUACAAGCUGCGUAAGUAGAGUGGGGAUCCUCAGGUGGGUGUGAACUCACCACCAACCGGAGCUUUUUAGAGCCCCUGAGAAGCCCUCCUGAGCAUUAAGUAGUUGGGGUGCUGAUUUUCUUGUACUCUUGAAAGGUUAAGUCACUCCCAGUGUCCUGCAUACAUUCUUGAAUAGAAUGAAAUCACAUCUCCAUUCAAAAAAAUGUCUUCAGGCAUCUACUGUUUGUAAGGAACUUCUGAUUCCGAUUGCUAUUACUUGAAUAGGAACUGGUUACUCAUUCUGUAUAAAAGUUUUGCCACAGAAUGUGGUUUUUAUUCUGUAAUCAAAAAGCAAUAAUUUAAAAUUCGCUCUUUGUAAUAUAAAUCAAAAUUAUAUAGGUUUUACCAAGUUGUUCUCUUACUCUCCAGGCUGCCAGCACUUGGUGUCUGUCUGUGGAACCAAAUUAACUUUUGCCUAAAUGGAAGUAUCACCUAUCUGUAUAGACACAUCCCUUUACGUGUUUAACACAUAAAUAUUAGUGUGAUUAUAUCUUUGGAGUUUGCAAUAUCGCAUAAAGGAUGAGUAGAAAUGCACAUUAAGAUUACCUACCAAAGCAACUAGAUGGGUCUGGAACCCAGUCAAUCAAAGGAGCAAUGGUAUCCACAAGGAGGUGGGGAAAUUCCACAUGAAGUCAGGUCUUCAGAUUCAUAAAAAGGCAGAGCCAGCCCUAGCCGGUUUGGCUUGGUGGACAGAGUGUCGGCCUGCAGACUGAAGGGUCCCAGGUUUGAUUCCAGUCAAGGGCACAUGCCCGGUUGUGGGCUCAAUGCCCAGUCGGGGGCGUGUAGGAGGCAGCCCAUCAAUGAUUCUCUCUCAUCAUUGAUGUUUCUAACUCUCCUCCCUUCCUCUGAAAUCAAUAAAAGUCUUUUUUUAAAAGGCAGCACCAAACUAACCCUAGUGUCACAAAACGGAGCGGGCCGUGUAAAUGAGCGAGGUGGUCACUCGGCCCCGUGGUGGAAGGCCGCGGGAGCAGGAGGAGCCGCAGCACACUGGAUGCCCAGCCCCACCUAAAGGUCCCCUCCUGCCGUCCAGCAGCUUGUUGCCGUGCAAGAAUGCUGGGCCAGGGUUACCAGCUCCUCACAUUUAAUAAAAUCCAAAUUUCCAUGAGAAACAUCCUCAUUUUUAAAUACCAAGAACCGAUUCCAAAACAGUUUAAGCACUGCUAGUUAAACACUUCUGCAGCUGGAUUUAGCCCACAGCUUCCGAGUUGCAAUCCCUUUAAAUUAGUUCCAUCAUGGCAGGCGUGUGAGGCAAAAGCCUCCAGACUUUCCAACCUGUAGGCUAGUACAGGAAACAAAGUCCAUAGAGUAUAAUGACCCUCUCCCUCUUCCAAACAAGACUGCCCACAACCCAGCUCCGACGUGGUUACCGGAUUUUGUGUCCACAGGGAUGGGCGUCACAGAACAUGGUGUCCUCACAUACAUUCUCGCCGACCUCUACCCAGCAGCCCCUGACCUGCUGUCAUUUAAAUCUGUUUCCUCUUAAUCCAGUAUGAGUUGAUGGGCAGGUGACGGAAAUUGAUGUGUAACUCACAGGGGACCACAUCGGUGUCUCCACAGCUUAUGGUUUCAUGAAGGCCAAUUCUUAACAAUUAAAAACUAUUAAUGCCCCAGAGAGUCUACCAGUGAUGAAGGGAGUAUCUGAAACUUCCCAAAGCAAUCAUGCACUGAGCUUUAUUCCCAGCGAAGCCAAAUGAUGGUGUUGAUGAUAAAAUAGCUGAACUUUUUAAAUUGAGGGGCAGUAGUCCCAGAGUAUUAUUACCUCCCUUGCUUUAAAUGGUAAUCUUAAAUGUUGCAUUGUGCUCUUCCUUUAUUUUGGCAUAGAUAUAUAUAGAGAGAGAUUAUGGGGGAGUUUAUUUCUUAGGAAGUGCACUGAAUAAUGUAUUUCUUUUACAGUGUAACAUGGGGGUGGGGAGAUGAAAAAGAAAUGUGUAUUUUUGCUAGUUGCCUAUCUUCUGAGAUAAAAAGCACAAUACUGCAAUGGAUCCAAUAAUCCAGUUAGGUAUUAUAGAAUAGUAUUUAAGUUUGCCGUAGAUCGUGUGUGCUAAGUAAAAGUUCCAUGAUUCACAGUUUUGGUAUUUAACCCAUGUUGCAAAAGCUGUGUUACUGGUCAACAGAUUAUAAUGAUGUGCAACCCAUAACACAGGCAUUAACUAGUCACUAACAUUUGUAAAGCAAAUGCACCGUGCAGAAAUCUUCAUCCAUUUUUAUAGCAGACUACAUUAAAACAAGUUAAAUCAUA